AUGACCGACAAACCGCAAAAACCUUUUAUCCCACUAAAUAUUGCUGUGUUGACCGUGUCCGACACGCGCACCCUUGACGAAGACACCUCAGGCAAAUACCUUGCCGACAGUAUCAUCGAAGCAGGGCAUAACGUGGCGGAACGCGCCUUGAGCACUGACGACAUCUACCAAAUCCGUGCGAUGGUCAGCAAAUGGAUCGCCGACCCAACGGUUCAUGCGGUCAUUACUACAGGCGGCACGGGUUUUUAUAUCCGUGAUAGUAUGCCAGAAGCAGUAUCGCCAUUAUUCGACAAAGAAGUGCAAGGCUUUGGCGAAAUGUUCAGAGCGUUAUCGCGUGAUGAAAUCGGCAUGUCCACGCUACAAUCUCGUGCCGUGGCCGGUAUGGCGAACAGUACAGCGAUUUUUUGCUUACCAGGUUCGACAGGGGCGUGUCGCACAGGUUGGACAGGGAUUUUAAAAGACCAACUCGACAACCGCACUCGUCCGUGUAAUUUUGUGCCACAUUUGAUGCGUGUUAAUCCUACCCAUGAUUGA
Aptenodytes forsteri (emperor penguin) is the source of this 534-nucleotide messenger RNA. Its product is annotated as molybdenum cofactor biosynthesis protein B-like. Lineage: Eukaryota; Metazoa; Chordata; Aves; Sphenisciformes; Spheniscidae. Gene Ontology annotation, cellular component: cytosol. The coding region runs from base 1 to 534 and encodes 177 amino acids. The transcript has a single exon. The record is from RefSeq and is a predicted model, not a curated record. Gene Ontology annotation, biological process: Mo-molybdopterin cofactor biosynthetic process.